GCAGGUCUGCGGUGUCACCCUCCAGGAUUCCCUGCAGCAGGGCGGGGACACAGCUGUUCAGGAGGCUGUUGGUUCGGAACAUGUCUCCACCCACCCCAGCCUCUGUGGCUCCAGGAUUCAUCCUGCUCUAUCCAUGGCCAACCAAGGCCCGUCACUCCAUGGUGUCUUUGAACUUCUAGGAGCUGUGGGAAAGGAUAGGCUGGCCUACCUGAAACACAAACUAGGGAGUGUACAUCCGGGCAGCCAGGAGUCCAAGCUGCUCCACGCCAUGGUGCUCUUGGCUCUGGGCCAGGACACAGAGGCCAGGAUCUCCUUGGAGGCCUUGAAGGCCAACACAGUGACCCAGCUGGUAGCCCACCAGUGGGCAGGCACGGACAGCACAGAGGGCCCCGAGGAGCCUCCAGACUUGUCAUGGACAGUGGCUCGACUAUAUCACCUGCUGGCUGAGGAGAACCUGUGUCCGGCCUCCGCAAGGGACAUGGCUUACCAGGUGGCCGUCCGUGACCUCGCCUCCCAGGGUAACCACCAGUUGAGCCAACUGGAGAACGAGGCCUGGGACCGGUGCAGUUCAGACAUCAUGGGGGGACCUGAUGGCUUGCAGAGACUCCAUUCUGAUCACGGUUCCCUGCUGCCGUCUUCAACAUCCCCUUCAGUCACCAGAAGCCAGCCUCGUCCCAUUGACACACCGGACUGGAGCCAGGGGCUUUCUUUACACUCCACCGGCAGCAUUGCCUCGGUAGCCAGCCACCUAGAGAUCAGCCAGUCACCCACUCUGCCCUUCCUCUCUCCACACCGUGGAACCCAUGGGCCCAGCAAGCUGUGCGAUACACAUGUGGGCACCCCGGAGCCUCAGCUCGUCCCCGCAGGCUGCCAAGAACCUGAGGAGGUGAGCUGGCCCUCGCCGGUGGAGACCAGCAUCUCCUUGGGGUCACCACACAGAACUGGGGCCCCAGAGGUGUCUCCAGAGGUGGCUCCGGACAUCCUCCCUGACUCCCCUGCUGCUCCAGAUGUGGCUGUCCACUGCCCCAUCGAAUGCACGGAGGUGUCUGCAGCAGCUCCCCUGCCGUCCGCUGUGGAAGGUGCUAGAAAGCAGUCUAUCGCAAGUCAGAAGUCACCUCAGGUUUCUGCAGGAGAUGAUGCUCUGCACAACACCAUGCCUAGCCCUCCUGCCCAGCCACCGUCCCCCCAAGUCUCCCCUCCGUCCUCCAUCUCCUCCUCCAACAGCAGCUCUGCUCCCCCUGCCUCAACACCCCCUGCCUCGACACCCCCUGUCUCGACACCCCCUGUUCAGGGACACUCGGAAAUAGCUGAGCGGAAAUUCUAUAACUUCGUGGUUAUCCAUGCCAGGGCUGAUGAACAUGUGGCCCUACGGAUCCGGGAGAAGCUGGAGACCCUUGGGGUGCCUGAUGGGGCUACCUUCUGUGAGGAAUUUCAGAUGCCUGGGCGUGGUGAGCUGCAUUGCUUCCAGGAUGCCAUAGACCACUCGGGGUUCACCGUCCUCCUCCUGACUGCCAGCUUCGAUUGUCGCCUGAGCCUGCACCAAGUCAACCACGCUCUCAUGAACAGCCUCACACAGUCUGGGAGGCAGGACUGCGUGAUCCCCCUCCUCCCUCUAGAGUGCUCACGGGCCCAGCUCAGCCCUGACACAACCAGCCUGCUCCACAGCCUCGUGUGGCUGGAUGAACACUCCCCAGUCUUUGCCAGGAAGGUGGCGAACACCUUCAAACCACAGAAGCUCCGGGAACACUGGGUCCGCUGGAAGAAAGAGCAGGAGGCCAGAGCCCUCAGGGAGUGGAGCACACAGCUGGAGGGCGAGCGGCAGAGGGUGACUGCCAUGUCUGCUGCCUACUUAGCUUAUGCCCACAGUUACAACGCCUGGCAAGCGGAGGUGAACAGACUAGAGGUGGCCUUCAGGAAAGACUUGUCCCUGGGGGUUCCUACAUCCUUCCCCAGUUGGCAGGGACGUUCAUAUCCACAGCAGGCCAGUACCCCAGUUUUCUCACAGCCUCCGUGUUUCCCGCAGCCUCCGUGUUUCCCGCAGCCUCCGUGUUUCCCGCAGCCUCCGUGUUUCCCGCAGCCUCCGUGUUUCCCGCAGCCUCCGUGUUUCCCGCAGCCUCCGUCUCCCCCACAUUCCGGAUCCUUCCCAUCAGCCUCCUCCCCAGCCCCCCAGACUCCACCGGGACCUCAGCCUCUCAUUAUUCAUCAUGCCCAGAUGGUUCAGCUGGGCGUUAACAACCACAUGUGGGGCCAGACAGGGGCCCAGGCGUCCGGUGGCAACACUGAGUGCUUGGAGGAACCCUACCAGGGCCAUCUGAGUGACCAGGGGGGACCCCUUGAGACUCCAGAGUGAUCAUGUUGCAGCCCACCUUAGUGAUUAGGUUGGUCCCCCCACCUAGAUUGC
This is a messenger RNA of Acomys russatus (golden spiny mouse), 2401 nucleotides long. It is a transcript of the gene Ticam1, whose product is annotated as TIR domain containing adaptor molecule 1. Gene Ontology annotation, biological process: positive regulation of cytokine production involved in inflammatory response; TRIF-dependent toll-like receptor signaling pathway; response to exogenous dsRNA. Gene Ontology annotation, molecular function: protein kinase binding. Bases 134 to 2350 code for a protein of 738 amino acids. The record is from RefSeq and is a predicted model, not a curated record. The transcript has a single exon. NCBI's taxonomy places the organism in Eukaryota, Metazoa, Chordata, Mammalia, Rodentia, Muridae.